CACAGUUGCCGAUCAUAGAAAGAGGUAUUGGAACUGAAAUGCGACUGUGGAGUUAGUAUCGUGCAAGGCUCCACAGUGGCGUUGGAACCAAGAUGUCGGGAAUAUGUUACAGCAGACUUCUUAAUUUUAUGUCAAAAUGUUCAUGGACGUAGCUUAAAAAUAAGUAGAUAAAUUUAAUUGAUAAUAAAUUAUAUUUAUGUAUAAGUGCCACGAGUAUAAUGGCGACACCCACUAAUGGCAACGGCAAUCUCAUCGAUGAAUUUGAAGAAGCAUUUCAGCAAUGUUUAAGUAUAUUGAUAACGAAAGACGAAGGGUUAGGAAACAAUGGAAUUGGAGUAUCUGGUGGUUUGACUGUGGAUAAAGAAGAAGCACGUAGUGAAGUUGAACAAGUCACGCUAAGGUUUAUAGAUCUAGCAAGACAAAUGGAAGCUUUCUUUCUGCAGAAACGAUUUUUGUUAUCUGCAUUGAAACCAGAAUUAGUAGUGAAAGAAGAUAUCAAUGAUCUUAGAGUAGAAUUAGCGCGUAAAGAAGAUCUCAUAAAAAGACAUUAUGAUAAAAUUACAGUAUGGCAGAAUUUAUUAGCAGAUUUACAAGGUUGGGCAAAGUCACCAGCUCAAGGUCCAGCACCUAAUGGUUUGCCAAAUGGUACUCAAAGCGGACAAAACCAACAAAGUGCCAAUGGAGGUGGAAAUGCAACAAUGCAACAACAACAACAAAUAUUACAACAUCAGCAACAAAUGCAACAGCAACAACAGCAGUUGCAACAUCUACAACAGCAUCAAAUGCAACAACAACAACUUCAUCAGCAACAGGUGCAGCAAGGAUCUGGUGCACCUCCGACAUCAGGCCUUCAAGGAGUUGGAGUUUCAGUUGGGCAACAAGGAAUGUUUAUGACACAGGGAGGAGUAGGUGUGACUGGCACACGGGGUGGAUUUCCCGUUGCAGGUGUAGGAAGUAGUGCCCUCCAGGGUCCUCUCGCUUUCCUGGAAAAGACAACGAGCAAUAUAGGAAUGCCCGAAAGGCGGAGUUGACGCGGAAGGGGGAGGGGCCGGGGUCGGGGUCGAGGAAAAGGCCGAGGAAGAGGACGAGGCGGAGGUGGAAGUUUACCUCCGCCACCACCACUUCUCGAUACUUCGGACCCGUCGUCGUAUGCUGCUGCUGCCGCAGUUGCAGCUGCUGCGGCAGCGCCCCUUCCCUCUCCACAGCAGCAGCCUCCACCACCUUGUACAUGAAUAUAUUUACAAGUUAAUUUGUUACUGUAAGAUAUCGUUCUUGUAUGUAAAAUUAUUGCGAUCGCAGAAAAUUGUUCUCGAGCUUAUAGGUUCUUAUUUUGUUUAGUAAAACGAACAAAGGGUUUCGUUAAUUUAAUGUUAAGUACGUAAUACGUUUUAUCAUAUACUUAUAUAAGUAUAAACAAAAUAUGCGUAAUGCAUGUUGUUAUUCUAAAAAGAAAAAAACAGGAAUUUUAAUUGAAAAAUAAUAAUUAAAUAAUGCCAGUUUUAUUAAAUCGUAUAUCAAUAUAAAUAAUGGACAUUUAGUUUUAACUGGAAAAAUAUUCUGCUGUGUAAAUUAUUGAUUUUUUUUAUUCUGGUAUUUUAUAUUUAUAACCAGUAUGAAUGUUUAAACUGUUCAAGGGGAUAAGCAGCAAAAACUGUACAUAAGAAGAUUGCGAAAUACUAACAAAAAUUUCACAUGUACAUAAAAUUAGAAAUACAACUUUUCAUACAAUAA
Messenger RNA from Frieseomelitta varia, 1731 nucleotides. It is a transcript of the gene MED28, whose product is annotated as mediator of RNA polymerase II transcription subunit 28. The coding region runs from base 219 to 1031 and encodes 270 amino acids. Gene Ontology annotation, cellular component: mediator complex. Lineage: Eukaryota; Metazoa; Arthropoda; Insecta; Hymenoptera; Apidae. The record is from RefSeq and is a predicted model, not a curated record. The transcript is spliced from 4 exons.